Molecule: messenger RNA, 249 nt
Organism: Exophiala bonariae
Lineage: Eukaryota; Fungi; Ascomycota; Eurotiomycetes; Chaetothyriales; Herpotrichiellaceae
Exons: 2
Coding region: 1-249 (82 amino acids)
Biological process (GO): respiratory electron transport chain
Cellular component (GO): mitochondrion
Source: RefSeq, a predicted model, not a curated record
AUGAAUACCGAAUUGCGACGCCAGGUCGUGAAUGUCUAUAAAGAGCUUUUGGAGAUGGGAAAACACUACCCAUUAGGCUACGAUUACUUCCGUACGCGCUUGCACAAAGCCUUCAUCUCGCAAGCACAUCUCAGGGACGAAGACAAAAUCCGUGAAGGUAUCAAAAGAGCCGAAUUCGUCAAGAAGGAGAUUGAAGCUCUCUACUUCCUCAAAAAGUAUCGCUCUAUGAAGCACCGUUACUCCAGCUGA